AAAGUCUUUCCGGUGACGUUUUAUGUCGAGUAAAGAAAAAAACAAUCAUGGCGGUCGCUGAAGCCGUAUCUCCGGUGUAUUUGGCAAUUAGUAACAUUCCUGUUGCCUUUCACUCCGCUGACCUGAGAAAUUAUUUCAGCCAGUUCAUAGAAAGUGGCGGGUUUCAGUGUUUUCACUACCGACAUCGACCUGAGGUUCUUAGGGAGUCCGAAGUGUCCGAAAACACCGUGCGUGGGGACGGUGAAGAGGGUAGCUCCAAAUCUCCGGAGACCGACCAAGUGACAGAGAACAGCCCCGCGAAGAAGCAGCAAGCGCUGAAGUCGUGCUGUUGUAUCGCCUCACUUCAUGCUAAAGAUGCGGACAGAUUCGUCAGGAUGUAUGCUGGGAAUCACUGGAUUGACUCGAAAGGGAACUGGCUGUCUAGACGUUGCGUUAUUAAACGAGUAAAGGUUUCACAAGACAAAGAUGAUGGGUCAUUCCCCUAUAAAUCAAAGUACGAGCAGCGGCACCGGGUGUCCUUAACAGAAUGUUUCACAGAGGCUGACCUCAAAAGUUUAUCUGAGCUGAAUCCACCAGCUCUGAUGCAGAAUGGGAAUGUGGGCACACCGGUCAAAGUGUUUCUACAGCUCAUCCAAUCCUGCCGUCUGCCUCCGCGCCUCAUCCGGAAGUUGGGCCUCACUUUCCCCAAGACCAGCUCUAAUCGCCGUUACGGCAAUGUGCCUUUCCAGUAUAAGAACAGUUGGACACUUCCAGCCACAGAGGAGACUAUCUUAACAGCAGCUGGCCAUGAAAUAUCAGGACCGGGCAUGUUUGCUGCUCCACCCUCAAGACAGAGGCAGCUAGCUGAUCACACAGAAACAACAGAGACUGAUGAGCCACAGAAAGAAGAAGAGGAGGAUGCACAGUCAAAUGCAGAUGAUGAUGAUGACUACUGUGAGGAGUGGGAGCGCCAUGAGGCUUUGCAUGAUGAUGUAACAAGCCAGGAACGAAGCAAAGAAAGGCUGUUCGAAGAGGAGAUUGAGUUGAAGUGGGAGAAGGGCGGCUCAGGCCUGGUGUUCUACACUGACGCCCAGUACUGGCACAAGGAAGAAGGAGAUUUUGAUGAACAAACGGCAGACGACUGGGAUGUUGACAUGAGUGUUUACUACGAUAAAGAUGGAGGUGACAUGGAUGCCCGUGACUAUGUCCGAAUGCGAUAUGAAAAAAGGCUGAGGGUGGGUCUUGAAGAUAGAUCUGGACACAGUCAGUCUAUUGGCAGUUUUGAGAGGUUCACAAAGGGCUUUGGUCGUCGUUUGAUGGAAAGGCAGGGCUGGAAGGAUGGUGAAGGGUUAGGACACAGUCAGAUUGGGAUUCCUGACGCCCUUGAGAGUGAGGGCCAACAUCCCAAUUGUAAAAGAGGCUUUGGGUAUCAUGGAGAGAAAUUGUUCUUAAAUCCCGUAAAAAAGCGCAGGACAGAUUUUCAUAUAACUACAGUGUAUGAUAAACCCAAAGACAUCGAUGGCGGUGACACCUUGCUGAGACGUCAACCAAACACUAGUAUGAAAUACAGAGGCUGGCAGCCAGGUGGCAGCAUCGGACCACGACGAUGACUUCAAUUUACAUUUUUCUUAUUCAUAGAUUUUUUUACUCACAUAUUUGUCUCACUGUUUUAUUAAAACAUUUUCAAACCUUU
Messenger RNA from Etheostoma spectabile (orangethroat darter), 1672 nucleotides. It is a transcript of the gene gpatch3, whose product is annotated as G patch domain containing 3. The transcript is spliced from 7 exons. NCBI's taxonomy places the organism in Eukaryota, Metazoa, Chordata, Actinopteri, Perciformes, Percidae. Gene Ontology annotation, molecular function: nucleic acid binding. The record is from RefSeq and is a predicted model, not a curated record. Gene Ontology annotation, biological process: negative regulation of type I interferon production; positive regulation of DNA-templated transcription; negative regulation of RIG-I signaling pathway. The coding region runs from base 48 to 1589 and encodes 513 amino acids.